UAUAGCAGCAUGCAGCUGUGGGCAGUGCUCCCCGUCUGCCUGGCUGUAUUUGGCACUGCAGGCAUUUGGACUGUAUUUGCAGUUGCUGUAACAAAUGAAUCAGUCAACCUAAUCGAGGGAAUCCUGUACAUCAGUCAGUGUGGCACUUACAACCUGCAGAGUUGUCUCUUCUCCCAGAUCUGCAACAUCUGCUGCUUUUUAGCCCUGUGGGUUGUGGUGAUCUGUUUCCAGCUGGUCAGAGACUACGGUGACCAUAGAAAGGCCAGCAUUUCCAGCAUAGUUUUAGGUUUUUCUCCUCCAUGGGAAUCUGUCAUUGGGAACUUCAAGCAAUCAGUCUUAAUGAGUAUUCAUGUUGUGGUAGCAAUCCUGGCUUUCUUCCUUGGCCUGGCCUACUUCUGGGCUCGGCUAAAACACAUUCUACCACAGGGUGGCACUAUUGAACUAUUUCGAGCCUUCUACGUGAUCCGUCUUAUCCCGGCAACAGCUUUAGAGCAGAAACAAAAGCAGUGCUUGCCUAUCAUGCAGUGGAGCAGCAGCAUCCAAGCCCACUAUCAGACACUGGAGCAGCAGCCCUCAGACGCUCGGUUUCUCUGUAACAGCGAGAGCCGUCAGCCCUUAUCAUCAAUGAGCCAAAUCCUGUGCAGUCCACAUCGAAAAGGCCAGUCUAUCUGCAAGACAGCAGAAUCUGCCAGAUGGAGGCUUGGAGAGGACUGGGAGUAA
Archocentrus centrarchus (flier cichlid) is the source of this 720-nucleotide messenger RNA. RefSeq names its product transmembrane protein 150B (gene tmem150b). Gene Ontology annotation, cellular component: plasma membrane. Bases 10 to 720 code for a protein of 236 amino acids. The record is from RefSeq and is a predicted model, not a curated record. Lineage: Eukaryota; Metazoa; Chordata; Actinopteri; Cichliformes; Cichlidae. The transcript is spliced from 6 exons.